Molecule: messenger RNA, 2172 nt
Organism: Tinamus guttatus (white-throated tinamou)
Lineage: Eukaryota; Metazoa; Chordata; Aves; Tinamiformes; Tinamidae
Product: solute carrier organic anion transporter family member 1B1
Biological process (GO): transmembrane transport; bile acid and bile salt transport; sodium-independent organic anion transport
Cellular component (GO): basolateral plasma membrane
Molecular function (GO): bile acid transmembrane transporter activity; protein binding
Source: RefSeq, a predicted model, not a curated record
CAGUCAAAAAAUCAAGCAUGGAGGUGGAAACUGAAUCCAGCCAUGUGGAUGCCUCAAAUGAGGAAGCAGAACCUGCCCAGCUUUUGGAUGAUGAAGCAAAUAAACAACUGCCAGUCAAAAAGAAGACUUCCUGUUGCACGGGCCUGAAGGUGUUUCUCGCUGCUUUAUCCUUCAGCUACUUUUGUAAAGCAUUGUCGGGCACGAUCAUGAAAAGCUCCAUCACCCAGAUUGAAAGAAGGUUUGACCUUACAUCCUCUACAGUUGGUCUCGUUGAUGGAAGUUUUGAGAUGGGUAAUUUGCUGGUGAUUGCAUUUGUAAGUUACUUUGGAGCUAAACUUCAUAGGCCGAAAGUGAUAGCUGUAGGAUGCUUUAUUAUGGCUUUGGGAUGUCUUUUAACAGCAAUGCCUCAUUUCUUCAUGGGAUACUAUAAGUAUGAGACAACAUCACAUACAGCAUCGUCAGUCAACCUAACUUCAAAGAUAAAUCCCUGUUUGCUACAUCAUGAUGCCAACAAAACUUCUUUGGAAUUCUCACAAUCAGGCUGUGAAAAGGAAACAUCAUCAUAUACGUGGAUAUAUAUUUUACUGGGAAACAUGUUACGUGGAAUUGGUGAAACACCGAUAACACCAUUGGGCAUCUCUUAUCUUGAUGACUUUGCCAAGGAAGAAAAUGCACCUGUAUAUAUAGCAAGUUUGCACACAAUAGCCAUGCUGGGCCCAAUGUUUGGUUUCAUGUUGGGAUCGCUAUGUGCGAGACUAUACGUGGAUAUUGGAUUUGUGGAUUUAGAAAGCAUCACUAUCACUCCACAGGAUUCUCGCUGGGUGGGUGCCUGGUGGCUAGGUUUUAUGAUAGCUGGAACAGUCAGUCUCCUGGCUGGUAUUCCUUUCUGCUUCCUGCCGAAGAGCCUGGAAAAGCCAGAGGGAGACAACCAUGACAAAACCUCAUCUGGUCUCCUGGAAGAGAGGAAAGCCACAAGGAAGACACACACUUCUGCAAAAUCCAAGCCAAAGAAGUGGUCAGCCAUGUUGAAAGAUUUCUGUACAUCCCUGAAAAUAGUAUUGAGUAAUCCAAUGUACAUUACUCUGAUGUUCAGCUCAUUGUUACAGUUCAGUAGCUUUAUCGGUUUCCUGACUUACAAACCUAAGUACAUGGAACAGCAAUAUGCACAAUCUACAUCUAAAUCUAACUUUCUCAUAGGUUUGACAUCCUUACCUCCUGUAGGUCUUGGGAUUUUCCUAGGAGGGCUCAUAAUGAAGAAGUACAAAAUGGGCAUCACUGGAAUGGCAAAGUUUGCAUUUAGUAUGUCAUUUUUUGCCUUCCUUCUCAGUCUGCUGCACUUGUUUGUGGGCUGUGAGAACCAUGUAGUGGCAGGACUGACAGUGUCCUAUGACGGGAAACCCAUUCAGAAUCAUGAAAAUGCCUUACUUUCUGACUGCAACUCUGGCUGCAAAUGUGCCACCGAUGUGUGGGAUCCUGUCUGUGGAGACAACGGAAUCACAUACGUUUCAGCAUGCCUCGCUGGGUGCACUGCUUCUGUGGGACGUGGAAAGAGCACGCUCUACCAUAACUGCAGCUGCCUCCAAGCCAGCGGGUCACAGUGGGGAAAUAACUCUGCCACGUUGGGGCAAUGUCCGAAAAGUGAUGCUUGUGCAAGGAACUUUAUUUAUUAUACAGCAAUACAAGUCCUAAGUGGCUUUUGCUAUGCACUGGGAGGCACCCCAGCUUUCAUGCUCAUGUUUAGGUGUGUCCAGCCAGAGCUGAAAUCUCUUGCAGUUGGUCUGCACACACUUGUUAUGAGAGUGCUAGCUGGAAUUCCAGCUCCGGUUUAUUUUGGUGCAUUGAUUGAUAGGACUUGCUUGAAGUGGGGAAGUAGAAGCUGUGGGCUUCGAGGGGCUUGCAGAAUAUAUGACUCUAAUGCUUACAGAUACGCCUACCUUGGCUUAUCAGCAGUGCUAAGAGCUCCUUCUUACUUGUUAGGAAUCCUUUUUAUAGUACUGGCCAAGAAACACUAUCAAGAUAAGAAAUCCAGAUCUGCAGAAAAUGGAGGAAGAGAAGAAGUUCCUAUGAAUAAAGAAGAUAAUUUCAAGAGCAGUGAACCUCUGGCAGGUUCUCUUGAGGCCGAGAAUGAAUCCUGCAUUUAGGAGGCCAUUUAAAACAUUGUCACAUGAGUCA